GGAGGGCCAUCGCACGCAUUUUCAAUAUUCCUCUCGGUAAUUGCGAUAUCGCGUUUAACCGGCACGCAACUCGCGCACCAACACCAUGAUCGCGUUCCUCGGGCUGUUCCUGAUCGCUGCCUGGACCGGGGAUGCCGUCGCUGAACUUCCGCCCGGAGUACAGUCCUGUCCUCGAACGAACGACCUCGCGCAAUACAACAGAUGCGUGCUGAAGCAACUGGACGCGAUCACACCGUAUCUGGCUAAAGGAAUACCGUCGCUGAAGCUUCCCGCGCUGGAUCCUCUGUAUCUUCCGUCGCUGACGGUCGACAGAAAUCUGGAGGCGUUGAAGAUCAAGGCCAAUAUGAGCCAGAUACGCGUGUACGGCGCGACGAAUUUUCUCAUCGACGAUCUGAAGGCGAACCCGCACGAUCUAACCGUGGCGAUCAAAGUUCAGCUGCCUCAUAUACACGUGAACGGCGACUAUGAUGUGCAGGGGAGGCUGUUGCUGCUUCCGUUGAACGGCGGCGGUAAUUUCAAAGGAAAUUUCACUAACACUGAAGCGCAGGUGACUGCCCAAGGCAGAGAAGUUACCGACAAAAAUGGCGUCCAGAGGCUCGAAAUCGACAAACUCGUGACGAAAAUUCGCGUCGGCGACGGAAACAUCAAACUGAAAGCGCCACCCUCGCAUAGCGUAGCCGCGGACGCAGCCGCGACCUUCUUCAAUUCAAAUCCACGCCUGGUUCUGGACAUCGCCAGCCCAAUCAUCGAGGACACCGCGGCGACCGUGAGCAGAGCGCUGGCCGCCAGAGCGUUGGGUGUGCUCACCAAGACGGAAUUGCUUCCGUAGUAGUCUCCUCCGACGGUUCUUCCUCGGCUUUGUUGGAUCUGUGUCUACGAUAGCAGAAACGAGUCGUCUGCCGCAGCUGCGAUGAUUGUAGUCGAGGCAAAAUCGAUUGACCGUUCCAAAGACGGGAGAGGAUCAGCCCUCCCUUCCCCCUCCCUCUCUGCGUUCGCUGUUAAAUCUUUUGGAUUUAUUCGUUGCAAGAAUUGUUCGGGGAAAUAUUGUUCGUUCUUCUUGUUAGUAUUUGUUUGUACGCGUCGACCGCAACCAUUUGCUUGUGGUAGACGAGUGAUAGGCGACGAUUAAUCAAAAAAAUGUGUAAUUAUCUCGCAUCGUUUGCAUCGUCGACGAGUUAAUUUGUGCCGGUGAUUUCGAUUAUUUCGUCCCGGUAUUUAUUUUUGUAUUCGAGCUUGUUGAAAAGUAUUUUUCUAUUAGCAAAUUAUUA
Megalopta genalis is the source of this 1268-nucleotide messenger RNA. RefSeq names its product circadian clock-controlled protein daywake. The record is from RefSeq and is a predicted model, not a curated record. NCBI's taxonomy places the organism in Eukaryota, Metazoa, Arthropoda, Insecta, Hymenoptera, Halictidae. Gene Ontology annotation, biological process: multicellular organismal reproductive process.